Molecule: messenger RNA, 5064 nt
Organism: Spirometra erinaceieuropaei
Lineage: Eukaryota; Metazoa; Platyhelminthes; Cestoda; Diphyllobothriidea; Diphyllobothriidae
Source: the annotation of a GenBank genome assembly
AUGAUAAUAAGUGAUAAGAAGAAGGAGAAGAAGAAGAAGAAGAAGAAGAAGAAGAAGAAGAAGAAGAAGAAGAAGAAGAAGAAGAAGAAGAAGCGGUCGCUAGACCAAGGGCAUGACGACCCGUCCGUCAUUAGCUCAGACAGACAUCAUACUUCCCGGGCGGCUUUACAAUGCCUACGUAAAAGUAAUUAUCAUUGCCGAUACAAGCGAAGAUGCGAGUUCCGGGAACUAGUUGAUAAGAAGAAGAAGAAGAAGAAGAAGAAGAAGAAGAAGAAGAAGAACAAGAACAAGAACAAGAACAAGAAUAACAAGAAGAAGAAGAACAAGAAGAACAAGAAACGAUCGCUGAAGCAAGGGCAUUAUUCGCCUAACGUUUCGGAUUCUCCCUUGAACCCAUCACCAGAGACAGCAGUGACCCGUUUCUGCCACUGUCUCGGGUGGUGGGUUCAGGUGAGAAUCCGAAAGGUCAGGCGAAUAAAGCCCUUGUUCCAGCGAUCGUUUCUUGUUCUUCUUCCUCUUAUCAACUAGUUCCCGGAACUCGCAUCUUCGCUUGUAUCGGCAAUGAUAAUUACUUUUACGUAGGCAUUGUAAAGCCGCCCGGGAAGUAUGACGUCUGUCUAAGCUAAUGACGGACGGGUCGUCAUGAGGCCUGUGAAAAUCGCAGUGCUUGAGCGUGAGGAAUUCAAUUCCCGUGGGAGGACAAAGAGGAAUGGGGGUCGGUCAGGUCGGUUGGAGGGGUGGGGGUCGAGUGGGAUAACGAGACCAAGCGACAUGUGACGAGGGUGGGUGAGAGGCAGGGGGCGAUGGCGGAACACGGCGAGUCAGUUGUUAGGGCGCGAUGUCUGCCGGGGGGCUGAUUGUUGUGCCACGUGACUGCCGCGCUGUCUGAGCUCCAGGCCGCGGGCAUCUUUUGAUGAUUGUAAAAUGGCCUCUGGAGGGCAGAGGGAGCAGGGUGGCCAUUUGAAACAGCCACUGUCCACUCACUCUCCGUCGUCCCCCCCCCCCCGUAGCUCCGAUCGGUUGGGUGGUGCCCGGCAUAGCAAAAAUUCUAUUAAGCAAGCGCACAAAGCCACGCCCUGGCACGCGUACCUCACCUCAGGUGAAUACUCAUGUCCUUCUCUACUUAGCCGUCUCACGCGGAGCAAAAGUGCAUACCGGAGCGUAUGAAAAUGUCCGCGCCACCAUUAAUGGAUAGCGGUGACUUAUGAGCCGCAGAAAUUAAAGUCGUCCUGCUUGUCAAUAUAACGUCCUGAUGGCACAGUUAGGGAGAGUACUAAAAAUACAGAUGAUUUUUUUUCCCAAAAAACCAGCGCCACUUCUGAAUAGACUGGAAUUUUAGAGUUACGAAAAUUCUCAUAGCAGUAAUCAGCGAGCAGGGUGGCGAGCAUACGUAGCUUUCGAUAAAUUCUCGUCGGGCCAGUACAAUUAUAUGGGAAUGUGGUAGACGUGAAAACACGUCAGUGAUAAGAUAAAUCGAUUAAAUUUCCCAUCGAGCUAUCCUAAACCACUGGGACAGCGCCCGUUAGCAACAGCAGAGGCGGCCGCCAUCAGGUUGCAAAAACCGAUCUUGUGCGCAUAGAAGGACCACGUUCAGGCACCGCGCCUACCGUGGUCGAAGGUCGACUAACGCUACAACUCGCCCGCGCCCUUCCGCUCUCACCCCGCCCCUGACACUGACUGCCAUUACCCCCCUCCCUCACAUUCCCACACCCAGCCUGUGUUUUAAGGCGAACUUUAAUAGAUUUAUCUUAUCACUGACGUGUCUGUCCUACUACCCCCUUCCCAUAUAAUUGUACUGGCCCGACGAGAAUUUAUCGAAAGCUACGUAUGCUCGCCACCUCGUCUUCUGAAGACUGGCAUUUCAAUAUUUAGAUUCAAUUCUUGUGCAUACCCCAAACUGGGAGAUCGGUUAUGCGUUCAGGUGUGGGAGGUAUUAGGGGGACUCGGUUAUUCAUUUUCUACUAGACAAAUAACUGGAUGGAGGGCGAGAGAGAGAGAAUGAAGUCUAUUUAAAGAAAAACAAUCCGAAUUUUCCAGCGUAAACGUUCUCCAAUAAUCACGGUAAAGAUAUGGUUCAGUAAAUUAGGAAAGCAAAUGUUAUUGUUAAACGACGCGGUUGUUAUGGUGACGAAUUUAAUCCCAUUUUCACUGGUCGUUUAUGCGCCGACUAACGGAGGGUAUGAGCAACACCCUUAUGAAUUAACGGAUUGACCGGGCAUCUUACAAUGGCGACGUAGAAUGGUUUUAGUAGAAAGAACUUAAUGAUGCGGGUAACAGACGAGAGUGUCUGAGAGGACUGUCGUAAAAUGACCUAGUUAUUACCUAGUAACGAGGAAGAAAAUAAAUAUUAGGGAUGAAUACAGGCACUUACAAGUCACCGAAUUAAGAACUGAGGACGGGUUAGGUAAGGUAUAAUCUACGGAUGUGUAUCAACCACAGUACCUGUCCGAAUGGACGAGCUGAAAUGUAAAGGGCACUGUUUUAACUAACUUGUCUGGAAACAAAACAGUAUUACCUAGACUUCACUUAGUGAGUUGCCCGAACGUUGUAAGAUAUAGUUGUACUAUGAUAUCGACUAGGUCAAAAGUAACGACCACUGACAACAUAAGGGGGCCGUGAAGAGUACUCUUUAUGGUGAAACAGUGGGAACGGCAGAAGAGAGCAGAGCACGAGGAAGGAUGCAAACAUUCAUAAAUCGCAAGCUUAAGGCCUAAGAGACAUGACGAUGCAAUAAAUAAGUGUGAACGUGAUUCCCGGAAUGGUUGAGUUGAGCGUGUUGUGGAGCGUUUCCAGUUGAUCCUUCUGACGACAAUAAAUGUUUCUUCUACAUAUCCUACCCACUACUUAUGGUUAACUAACGGAAGAGCUUCCGAUUCCAGUUUCUGCAUUGUCACCGUGACAAGAAGGCCAGAUAUAAAUGGUCCCAUUGGAGUUCCUUUUAGCCGCUGAUAAUGUUGGUGGUUAAAUAUAAAAUUGGUUUACAAACAAAGGUAUAGUAGUUCAAAUAAGUUAGUUGCGGGAAUAUCCGUGUAAAAAGACAUUAGGAGUUCAUCUGUGCAUUGCCUGGUGAAAUCUAAUGGUAUGCAUGUGAAUAAAAAAACGAUAUCAAAGGUGAUCAUCAUCUCAUACGCAGAAAUUGUGGUUCUUCUCAAUUUCUCUAGAAGUUCUAUAGGGUUCUGAAUGGACGGUUCACAAUCUCUCGUAAGUGGGUAGAGUUAGUGGAACAGACACUUAAAUAUUUUGCACUUAGGUGCACCGACUAAUGAAACCAUAGAGCGUAAUGGCACUUCUGGUUUCUGGACUUUAAGCAGUCCGUAGAUCUUCACGAUGGCUGCUUCGGAGUGUCGCAGGAAUUUUGCAAUAUCUCCUGACAGUUUCUUCGUGCCUAUGAGGCGCUUCAGCACUUUAUCAAUAGACGGGCUCUUUCCUUUCGUAGGGUCCUUGGGAAGAGGCUUGUACAUUGAGUUAUCUUCUAGAAGUGACAGCAUCUCCUCAUUAUAGUCUGCUCUGUUCAAAAUCGCAUUUAAGCCUCCUUUGUCUGCGGGAAGAAUGACAAUGUUUUCGUCAGUCUUGAGACUUUUCAUUGCUUUCCUUCCUUUAUUUGAAAGCAUUGAAAAGCGAUUCCGACCUUUUUAAGGCCCGUACAGUACUGUUUCUGAUCGAGCAUCGUUCAUCUUCCGUAAGGUCUGCUGUUGAUAUGUUGGACUCCAUAGAAGUAGCGAAAUGUCGUUGUUUUGUUUUCAAGCUAGUGUGCUGGGUGUUAAAAACCGUCCUUUCAAUCUUCAAACAAAUGUUUCAUGCCCACACUUACAUGAACCCCACGGAGCAUCUGGAAGGUCGGUAUAAUGCCUCUUGCGAAAAUGAUCAAAAUUUUUCCGGGAUUCGCAAAUAAGACUGGCAAAUAAAAGUAAUCCAGCGCUAAUCCCUCAUCCAACGUGCCUGGUACUCGAGUAGGCGCCGUGGGCUAAUUUAAAUUAAUUACUUAUUUAUCACGACUUGAGUCACGUUUUAAGAUGUUUGCCUAAGUUAACUGGGAUGAAGGUGAUUGGUUAGCCAUGAGAGGGUGGGAGACAUGCCGACCCCAGAACGGGGAGGGAACUGAUUGCAAAUAGGGCGGUUGGGGGUUCGGAGACGGGAUGUUGGGGAAACAACUAGGACGCAGUCGGCCGACGUAGUGCACGUUGACGCAAAUCUCCAUUUGAAGUAGCAGAAGACAGUUUUGCCGAGGGCGCAUAUCCGAGUUGUGCACGAUGAGGUAGUAAGCUGGACGGUGGGUGAUACGAUAUUAAGUAAGGGUCUGGAGGUGGGGGCCGGAGAGCUGUGGUGUUUGUUCAUGCUACCAAACCAUCGGUAAACGAGGGCGAUGGGACUGAAGUUUCACGGACAGUGGGACCUCGGUGGUUGUAUGGUGCGGUUGCCAACCUCUCCGUAGAGGGGGAAUACGAACGAGUAAGCGGGAACAGGCCGACAACUUCGUGUCCGUCAUCGCAACUGACGACAUGCACGGAGUUGUUAUUUGUCGGGGCAUGUGCAAGGCCAGCGUGGAAGCCUAGUUGCGCACAAAAGAGGCAUGGCAACCGCGGAGAGGGGGACACUAUCGCUAAAACAAGUGCGUUAUCAGCCUGGCGUUUCGGACUCUCAGUCAAAUUCAUCAUCAGAGACAGAGUCAGAUGGAUUCAGGGGAGAAUCCAAAACGUCAAGCUAAUAAAGCACUUGAUCCAGCGAUCGUGUCUCCUUCUCCGCGAAUACUUUCUGGAACUCGCCUCUUCGCUUCUAUAGGCAUGGCAACCGCCUCCGCCUCGACCGAUUUGCCUGCACCCUGUAAACCACCCCAAAAGCUUCGUUGACGUCGGCCUGAUGGCUGGUGUCCAUGGGGCGGGUCUGGACGUGCCACGACCAAGUCAGGUCAGACAACGCAUGCAACCUCCCUUCUGGAGAGACGCCGAAAAGUUCGACUCAGAUGAAGGCGAGAAAGUAGAAGCGAAAAUGAUUACCAGUCUGUUUUAUACCCUCAACCCUACGAAGAAAGACAUCAAAAACGGUCCAAAGCACAGCAAUAAUUGA